UUCUGACAAUAAAACACAAUGUAAACCAUAUUUUGGGACAUCCUAGGAAUAGCAGUCGCCAGUGUAAAAAUACGAGGAUGAGCCGGAACAUUUUCCUUGUCUUCAUUCUCUUGAUAAGUGAGUGGCACUCUGGGGAAUGUGAGCCAUUAACCACAAGAAAUAACGAAUGUGUGGCUGGAGUUCCUGGGAUCCCUGGAACUCCAGGAACGAACGGCUUGCAUGGACCUCCUGGAAAAGACGGGAAAGAUGGUCUACCAGGGGAGAGAGGAGAGAAAGGAGAAAUUGGCCGACCAGGUGCAACUGGACCUCCGGGUAAAGUAGGUCCACCAGGCUCUCCUGGUUUUCCAGCUAAACCAGAAACUGGGGAACUUGUGAAGAAGAAAGUAUAUGCCUUUCAUGUUGGACUUACAACUUCUGCACCACCAAGUGGCACUCCCAUUACAUUUACAAAGGUCUUUUACAAUGAUGAAAAAUUAUACAAAGUAGAAACUGGUAAAUUCAUUGCUCCUGUAGAUGGUCUUUAUUUUUUUACCUACCAAAUCACGGUAUAUUCUAAAAAUGUUCACAUUACACUGAGACGCAAUGGUAACAUAGUGCAGUACAUGUAUCACGUAUAUGGUUCUACUACUCACCAAGCAUCUGGAUCUUCCAUCUUGAACCUUAAAAAGCAGGAUGAAGUUUGGCUCCAGGAUGUUGAUGGUAAUAAUGGUCUUUAUGCAGAUUCUAAUGAUGACUCAACAUUUUCUGGAUUCCUGAUUCAGUGAUCUGAUUCACAAAUGUUUAUAGCACAAUUUGUCUUUAAAUUAAAAUACAUUAUGAAAAACUAGGAAAUAAAAAGUACAUAGUGUUAGCGAUAGAAAAAAGGCGUAUAUAAGUAUCUGAGAACACUAGCUAUUCACAACAUCAGAAUAAUUUAGAA
This is a messenger RNA of Pelobates fuscus (common spadefoot toad), 919 nucleotides long. RefSeq names its product complement C1q and tumor necrosis factor-related protein 9-like. The transcript has 3 exons. The coding region runs from base 78 to 764 and encodes 228 amino acids. Gene Ontology annotation, molecular function: protein binding. NCBI's taxonomy places the organism in Eukaryota, Metazoa, Chordata, Amphibia, Anura, Pelobatidae. The record is from RefSeq and is a predicted model, not a curated record.